AUUCCUUUGCGCUGAGAUGCGAAGUUCCAUGAGCGCACGACUUUUGGGUGAAAAUGUAACAAUUUAACAGUUGUCGAUUUGUUAUCCGCACCUAGGAAGUGAAACAAAGUAACCGUUUGCACCUUGAUCAACUAGUUUGUAGAUGUGUCACUGAACGAAGCGCUCGCUAUUCUGCUCGUGCCGAUACCCGUAGGUAGGUCAGCCAGUCAGCGGGUGUCCAGAUGUCGCGUCGCGUUGGCAAUGUCGGGGCUCCCUGACUACACUGUUCACGACUUAAGUUAGUGAUCGCAGUAUGAUGUGGAAGAAGCCACUUGGAAGUCACAGCUACUGUGAGACAGCUAGCGGGUCGAACAUGUUGUGGUUGUGCGUGUGGGUUGUGGGUCUUGCAGCCUUGCAGACGGCUCCCGGAGCGCUGGCUGGCGCGGCGCCCUGCCCGACCAGGAGCCUGGUGUGGGGACCUGGGCUGGAGCCGAAGGUCAUCCUGCCAGCUCGAUAUUUCUUCAUCCAAGCUGCCGACAGCGAAGGGAGAAAUCUGACCAGUUCUCCAGGAGAGAAGACAUUUGAGGUGAAGAUCUGGUCUCCUACAGAGCCGUUCUCCAGGGUCUGGGUGCAGGUUCUGGACCGUAGCGACGGUUCCUUCGUGGUGCGGUACCGCAUGUAUGCCAGCUACACAGACCUGCACAUCCAAGUGCUCAUGCAGGACCAGAACGUCGCACAGUCACCAUACGUUCUCAAAGGUGCUGUGUGCCAUGAGGGCUGUGACUGCCCUGAGCCGGAUGGCGAGGUGUGGGCGGAGAAUAUGCAUUGCCCCGCCUCCUAUCGCCAGAUUGACAGCGACCUGUUGGCCUUCCCCGAGGUGCACCUGCAGAGUCUGGCCCAGGAGAUACCAGAACGCUACGGGCAGAGGCAGAGCCUAUGUCAUUACACCAUCAUAGACAACAAGGUCUACAUUAAGACUCAUGGAGAGCAUGUGGGCUUCAGGAUUUUCAUGGAUGCCAUCCUCCUCUCCCUCACACGCAAGGUGAGGCUCCCAGACAUGGAGUUCUUUGUGAACCUCGGUGAUUGGCCGUUGGAGAAGAGUAGGCAGGGUCAGGACAGUAAGCCCCUCCCCAUCUUCUCCUGGUGUGGCUCCAACGACACACAUGACAUCGUCAUGCCAACCUAUGACCUCACAGAGUCUGUCCUGGAAACCAUGGGCAGGGUGAGCUUGGACAUGUUGUCUGUGCAGGGUAACAGUGGUCCGGUCUGGGCCAAUAAGAACAGCAGUGCUAUCUGGAGGGGGCGGGACAGCCGGAGAGAGAGGUUACGGUUGGUGGAGAUGUCCAGAGCGCACCCCGACAUGCUGGACGCAGCUCUCACUCACUUCUUCUUCUUCAAGCACGACCCAGACCUGUACGGCCCCCUCGUCAAACACAUGUCAUUCUUCAACUUCUUUAAGUAUAAAUACCAGAUCAACAUCGACGGGACAGUAGCAGCGUAUCGUCUGCCCUACCUGUUAGCGGGGGGUAGUGUGGUGCUGAAGCAGGACUCUCCAUACUACGAGCACUUCUACAGCCUCCUGUCACCAUGGCAACACUACAUCCCCUUCAAGGCCGACCUCAGCGACCUGCUCGACCAGAUACGCUGGGCACGUAACCAUGACGACCAGGCUAAGGAGAUAGCUUUGGCUGGUCAAGAGUUUGCACGUACGCACCUAAUGGGGGACCACGUUUUCUGUUACUAUUUCAGACUUUUCCAGGAGUAUGCUAAGCGUCAGGUGACCAAGCCAGAGGUGAGGGAGGGGAUGGAGCUGGUGGAACAGCCCAAAGACGACCUCUUCCCCUGCUACUGUCCACACACACAGGCUAAGGAUGAACUGUGAGGUCUCUGAUUGGCCUGGUUGGUCGCUAGCCUCCAGUUGCUCCUGAAGUCCUUAUCUACACACACACACACACACACACACACACACACACACACACACACACACACACACACACACACACACACACACACACACACACACACACAUACAUACAUACACACACAUUGCAAGUCUUGGGCCUCCAGCUGAUGCCUGUUUCUACGUGCACAUUCCCCUCUUGUCCUUUAGCACAACUACAAUCUACUGAAUGUUCUUUUUAAAAUCUAAUAUUUUUAAUAAAUAUUUUUA
Engraulis encrasicolus (European anchovy) is the source of this 2149-nucleotide messenger RNA. RefSeq names its product protein O-glucosyltransferase 2 (gene poglut2). Lineage: Eukaryota; Metazoa; Chordata; Actinopteri; Clupeiformes; Engraulidae. Gene Ontology annotation, cellular component: endomembrane system. The transcript is spliced from 10 exons. The record is from RefSeq and is a predicted model, not a curated record. Gene Ontology annotation, molecular function: protein binding; glucosyltransferase activity. Bases 293 to 1861 code for a protein of 522 amino acids.